Molecule: messenger RNA, 877 nt
Organism: Arabidopsis lyrata subsp. lyrata
Lineage: Eukaryota; Viridiplantae; Streptophyta; Magnoliopsida; Brassicales; Brassicaceae
Exons: 1
Coding region: 221-607 (128 amino acids)
Source: RefSeq, a predicted model, not a curated record
AUAAAGGUAUAUCAAUAUUGGGAUAAUAGCGACAGGUCUUAAAUGCAGAUUUAUAAGAUACCUAUUAAUUAUGUCAGCUAAGUCGGCAGUAUUUCCACGUAAAACCAUCUACAUUUUUAUAUAGUUUGAAAAAAGUAUUAAAAUUGUAGAUAAAUAUAAAAAUAUAAAUUCGUCUUCUUUAAAAAUCAUUCAUCUUUAAUCUUUUUUCUUCAAGAACACGAUGAGCGAUAACAAAACUCUUCUCCUGAGACAAAUGGAAGAAGAAGAAGAUCGAGCAAGAAAACAAAUCUCUGUUUUGUCCUCCAAAAGAUCCCAAACUGCAAACGCAAACGCAAACGCAGCUGUAACAGCUCCUUCCGAGGUGGCGUUUAACGUUUGUUGUUUAUGUGUUUAUUGUCCUCUUUGCGUUCUUUGGUGCUGCAUCAAACAGCCUUGUACAAUUGGAUGGAGAGCCAUUCUAAACGCUAAACGCAGAUUAAGCGGUUGCAGCGGCUGCGGUAGAAGCUUUAGCAGGAGGGUUUUGGCAGCAGAUUAUUCGUCGUUUUCGGAUAUUGAUUCCGAUGAUGUGAAUUGCAAAGCUCAUAAUUGCUCAAAACGAAACCGGUGAUUAUAAAAUUUCUAUUGAGUUUUAUAAAUUUCCCAAACUUUCUCAAGCCGUUUCUAAACGCUGACGCAAAACGCUGGAGUUGACUUCAUAAUGCUGAGUUAAUGAAAUAUAUCGAGAUUAAGCUCUAUUAUUUCGAUAAUUUAGAGUAUAAAGAUGUUGUUGUGAUUGAUUAUAUAAAGAUGUAUAUAUUACUUGGUGAGGAAUAAAGUUGUUUUUUUUCUUCAAAUUAUUGUCAUCAGUAAGGAAUAAAGGUGUGAUGUUGUUGUGCCU